Fusarium fujikuroi IMI 58289 is the source of this 1767-nucleotide messenger RNA. RefSeq names its product related to cercosporin resistance protein. The transcript has 6 exons. The record is from RefSeq and is a predicted model, not a curated record. Gene Ontology annotation, cellular component: nucleus. Gene Ontology annotation, biological process: regulation of DNA-templated transcription. NCBI's taxonomy places the organism in Eukaryota, Fungi, Ascomycota, Sordariomycetes, Hypocreales, Nectriaceae. Bases 1 to 1767 code for a protein of 588 amino acids. Gene Ontology annotation, molecular function: zinc ion binding; DNA-binding transcription factor activity, RNA polymerase II-specific; transcription cis-regulatory region binding.
AUGGACGCCAAUGACGCGAAACUCAGAGGCCUCAAGGCUUGCACGGUCUGUGCUAGUGCAAAGGUAAGAUGUGACAUGGUAUCAGGGCAGAAACGGUGUACAAGAUGUGAGAGAUUGAACAAGGAGUGUGUUUCUCAGCCGAGAGGAAGUCAUAGUCGGAGGAGUCAUUCGAAAGGCGGGACUUAUGCUCGAGAUGAUCUUCUAAGACUAGAAUCCAAGUUCGAUUCAGUCGCAAACCUCCUAUCAUCCUCAUCAACUUCCACUCUCCCAUCAAUAACGAUAGCAACUCAUCCUCGAAAAGCCUCAUCAGCUACGAGUUCAAGUUCACAAACGCCACCGGAGACCCAAUCACCCAUCCACGCGCUCUUUUCAUUCCCUUUAUCGUCUAUCUCUCACCGUCUAGCUUACAAAAUGCUAGAAACCUAUCGUCAAGAAAUGAUGCCACUUUUCCCCUUCGUGUGGAUAGGUCUGGAUGAAAUUCCUGAGAAGUUGUUCCGGGAACGACCGAUGCUGUAUAUGGCGAUUAUGGUGGUUACGUGUCAGGAGAAUAUUGAGAUUCAGCAGGAACUUGCGCAGAAGUACCGAGAGGAAAUUGGGCGGAGAAUAUGGACACUUGCGGAGAAGAAUCUUCAGCUGCUUCAAGGGAUCUUGGUUUUUCUUGCUUGGUACCAAACUCAUUGGGUUCUCGGCCACCAACUCAGCAAUCUUAUGUACAUGGCCAUGUCACUAGUCACAGAGCUAGGCCUUGACAAAGAGCCCUCAUCAGGCACCAGGACUGCACCGGGGGUUUUGACUGAAAUCACCAAGAAGCAAGAGCCUCCGCCUGUGAGAACAAGCGACGAGAGGAGAUGUCACUUGGGAGUCUUUUGGUUGAAUUCCUUACUAAGAAUCUGUGUCAAAGACAUUGUACCGAUGCCCUCGCGACCUUCCAUCAACAACAACUGCUCAGUCCUCGAAGCAGGAUUGGAAUCUCCCUGGGACACAUAUCUUACUCAACUGGUGAGGAUACAGCUCGUCGCUAGUUCGAUCAGCGCAACGCUGUACCAGGAUUUAGAAAGAAAUGAGGCACAGAUUUCGCAUACGCUAUUUAUGGCAACAUCACAUGUGGAGAGACAGGUACAAGAUCUCGGAGCGACUCUGCAUCAAGGAUCUCGUCUUCAAGCACCAUUGACUAUGUCAUUCCACAUGCUCCAAGUCUACCUCUACAAAAUCGGCAUCGACGAACGCCUCCACGAACCAACGAACCCGAACCUCCUCCCGGCCGCUGACCCCUCCCCACAUGCCCUCCGCUGCUCCUAUCUUCUCGUAUCAUGCCUCAACGCCGUCAAAGCCGUAAUCGAAAACUUUCUGCUCCUAACAUCCCCCACCAUUCUCUCCAUGCCGUACACCUACUGGAUCCAGAUGGGACACUGCAUAAACAUGUUUUCCCGAUUGUUGGUUACACACUCCACCCUCUGGGAUCCGAACCUCGUCACGGGUAUACACGAUUUCACAUCGACGCUGGAGCGGCUGGCGGUCAAGAUUGAGGGGGCUAUGAGUGAGGGUGCGGGUAUGACGCCACCGAGAUACUUGCCGUCUAUGUUCAAUCAGAUGAGGGGAAAGUUGAUUGAUAUUUGUAGGAAAGUUGGGGAGAGCUCGAAGGCUAUGGCGCAGGCGUAUGUUGGGACGCCGACGGCGCCGGAGAGUUUUGAUACGGGGAAUAUGAUUAUGGAUGAAGAGACUGAAGCUUUGUUGUUUAGUUUUCUGGGCGACGGAGACUUCUUAUGA